Molecule: messenger RNA, 9969 nt
Organism: Platichthys flesus (European flounder)
Lineage: Eukaryota; Metazoa; Chordata; Actinopteri; Pleuronectiformes; Pleuronectidae
Gene: mical3a
Product: microtubule associated monooxygenase, calponin and LIM domain containing 3a
Exons: 48
Coding region: 281-7912 (2543 amino acids)
Molecular function (GO): FAD binding; protein binding
Source: RefSeq, a predicted model, not a curated record
UCCUCCUCCGCUCCUCAGCGGCUCCAGUGAACUCGACCCGCUGCACGGCGCCGAGCACCGGGAGCGUUACCGGGACGAACCACCGCCAUGGAACCGGCCCGGGGACGAGCGAGCGGAUUAUAAAACAUCCCCACACCACCGGAGUCCGAGAAUGAAGAUGCCAGAGGCCUGAGUAAAAGCCCUCCACCAGAGAGUGUGUGUUCCAGGGCUGGGGCUGGACCCAGAGACCCCCGCCUCAGGGCUGAAGGGCCCUCACAGCCCUGCAGUGUAAGCCUGGACCAUGGGGGAUGGAGGCACCGGUGCGACAGGAGGAGAUGGGGUGAACCCCUCCCAUGUCCUGUUCGACAAGUUCACCCAGGGGAGCACGUUCAAGGGCACGCUCAAGGCCUUCCAUGACCUCUGUGAGCACCUGGAGGUCAGGCCCACUGACUCCAAGAUCUUCUAUCACAAGCUCAAGUCCAAACUCAACUACUGGAAGGCCAAGGCACUCUGGGUCAAGUUAGACAAGAGGGCCGGCCAAAAGGAGUAUAAGAAGGGUCGUGCCUGUGCCAACUCCAAGUGUGUAAUCAUUGGUGCGGGGCCAUGUGGCCUCCGUACAGCCAUCGAGUUGGCUUUCCUGGGUGCCAAAGUGGUGCUGCUGGAGAAGAGAGAUGCCUUCUCCAGGAACAAUGUGCUGCACCUCUGGCCCUUCACCAUCCAGGAUCUCAGGGGCCUCGGGGCCAAGAAGUUCCAUGGGAAGUUCUGUGCUGGUGCUAUCGAUCAUAUCAGUAUUCGUCAACUUCAGCUAAUGCUGCUCAAAGUGGCUCUUCUGCUAGGCAUUGAGAUCCAUGUCAAUGUAGAGUUCAGGGGUCUUAUUGAACCCCCUGAAGAUCAAGAGACUGAAAGGAUAGGCUGGAGGGCUGAGGUCCACCCUAAGACACACCCUGUCAGCGAGCUGGAGUUUGAUGUCAUCAUUGGAGCAGACGGCAGGAGAAACACGUUACCAGGGUUUCGGCGUAAGGAAUUCCGGGGCAAGCUUGCAAUCGCCAUCACCGCUAACUUCAUCAACAGGAACACAACGGCUGAGGCGAGUGUCGAGGAGAUCAGCGGCGUGGCCUUCAUCUUCAACCAGAAGUUCUUUCAAGACCUCAGAGAAGCAACAGGUGUUGACCUGGAAAACAUUGUCUACUACAAGGAUGACACGCACUACUUUGUGAUGACUGCCAAAAAGCAGAGCCUGCUGGAGAAAGGAGUCAUUCUGCAUGACUAUGCAGACACGGAGAUGCUGCUGUCCAGAGCCAACGUAGACCAGGUAGCGCUGCUGUCUUACGCCCGUGAAGCUGCAGACUUCUCCACCAACCACCAGCUGCCUACACUGGACUUCGCCAUCAACCACUACGGCCAGCCGGAUGUAGCCAUGUUCGACUUCACCUGCAUGUAUGCCUCUGAGAACGCGGCCAUGGUGCGCCAGCGCAAUGGCCACGAGCUGCUAGUGGCGCUGGUGGGAGACAGCCUGUUGGAGCCCUUCUGGCCCAUGGGCACUGGCAUUGCUCGAGGUUUCCUGGCAGCCAUGGACUCGGGCUGGAUGGUGAAGAGCUGGGCUCAGGGAAAAACCCCCCUGGAGGUGCUGGCUGAGAGGGAGAGUAUUUACCGUCUCCUGCCCCAGACCACUCCAGAAAACAUCAGCAAGAACUUCAAUCACUACAGUGUGGAUCCGACCACACGGUACCCCAACAUCUGCCUUAACUUCCUCAAGCCCAGCCAGAUGCGGAAUCUCUUCGAUACCGGGGAGCCGCGGGAAAUGCGAAUUGAGAUAGAGAAUGUUAUCAACACGUCGACACCCAAGUUGGCCAGGAAUGUAAAUUGCCUGCUUGACAAGCAGUUACCAGAAUCCAUCGCCCGGUCGAGUAAACUGCUCAACUGGUGCCAGAGACAGACGGACGGCUACAGGAACGUUCACGUCACAGAUCUGACCAUGUCCUGGAAGAGCGGUCUGGCCCUGUGUGCCCUCAUCCACCGAUACAGACCGGAUCUCAUUGACUUUGACUCGCUGGACGAGCGAGACCAGCAGAAGAACAACCAGUUGGGCUUCGACGUGGCGGAGAAGGAAUUUGGCAUCUCGCCCUGCAUGACUGGCAAGGAGAUGUCCUCUGUGGUGGAGCCAGACAAGCUCUCCAUGGUCAUGUACCUCAGCCAGUUCUAUGAGAUGUUCAGAGACACAGUGCCACCCGGAGAUAAACACAACAUGAGCCCUGAGGAGAAGGCAGCACUGAUAUCCAGCACCAAGUCUCCCAUCUCGUUCCUGAGCAAACUCGGUCAGAGCAUAGCGAUAUCCAGGAAACGAAAUCCAAAGGACAAGAAAGAGAAGGACGUGGACGGUUUGGGGAAGAGGAGGAAGACGAGUCAGUCUGAAGAUGAGGAAUUGUCCCGGACCGGUCGUGACGACAGGCCGUCCAUCCCGGCUCUGUGCGAGAGAAAAGUGGAAUCUGCUGCCGUGGGGAACAGCAACAAAGUCAAGGUCAUGGCCACCCAGCUGCUCGCCAAGUUCGAGGAGAACGCCCCGGCCCAUUCCAGCGGACUCAAACGACAGGGGGACUCGCUGCCCAAUCUGGACCGCCUUUUGCCCCCUUCCCCACCCCAACGCCCUGUGAGAGAGCCAGUGCGCCUGGCGCCGGUUCCAGCGUGGAGGAAGAGACGCACACAGCAGCAGGAGCAGCUGAGCAUUCGCUACAAAGACAUGAUCAAGGGUCCGACGCUGCCCGGGAAAGGGGAGCAGGCCAGAGGUGGUGACGAGCAGCUGUCCGGCUCGGGCGCUCGGAGUUGCCCAAAGAAAACCAUUCUGCUCCCUUCUUCCUCCUCCACUUCCUCGCUCUCUCUCCACUCAGAGAAUGUGAGUAGAAGUCCAGAGGAAGAGGAGCUUGAAUACUACGAGAGGCCUCUGAAACACGGGGAAUGGGAACGCCUGCACCUGACAGACCCAGGACCCAUUCACAUCCCCGGUAUACAAGAGAGGGCCGACCGCCUGAUUUCUAGAUUUAAGGGCAAACCUGACAAACCACCAAAGCCUAAGAAAAAGCCGUCCCGUUUCUUUGUAGAGCAGUGGCACUUGUCCCGAGGCCCCAGUGAGGGUCCUGGUUCACCAGUCUCCUCUCCUGACUCCAGUAGAAAGGAGUCAGGCAGGCCUCUGCACUCCGAUGACCGAAUGCCCUUAUAUGUGCUUAGCAUUCAGGAGAGGGCCGAGCAGCUUGUCUCUCAGUUGGAGGGCAAGGCCGUCGCACCUCAGAUAAAGCCCUCAGGUUUCUUUAUGGAACAAUGGUACCUGGCCCGAGCCCAGACCCCCCCCGGUACUUCCCCGUCUCCCUCCGACAGACAGCGCUUUGUGCGGAUGUACACGGGGGGAGUUAGCUCCCUGGCUGAGCAGAUAGCCAGUCAGCUUCAGUCUCGGGACGACCCCAAGCCCCCUCCUGAGAAGAGGGAUUUGGGCUCCCUCAGGAAGGAGUUCCCCGUCAACCUCGGCGGCAGCGACGUCUGCUUCUUCUGUCGAAAGCGCGUCUACGUGAUGGAGAGGCUGAGCGCCGAGGGGAAGUUCUUCCACCGCAGCUGCUUCAAGUGCGACUACUGCAACACCACGCUACGCCUGUCCUCCUACGCCUUCGACGUGGAGGAUGGGAAAUUCUACUGCAAGCCCCACUACUGUUACCGUCUGUCAGGCUAUGCUCAGAGAAAGAGGCCUGCUCCCUCCCCAGCUCCAAACGAAGCCAAGGAGAACCCGUCGCCCAAAACCCCCACCUCGGCCGUAGAUGCCCCAGGAAGGGCUAUGGCAGCGGUGACCCCCUCGUCCGAGCUCCAGCCCUCAGCCCUGGAGGUCAAUGGACUUCAGGAGCCAGUCCUGGCCAAGCGCCUGCGUGGAACUCCAGAGCGCAUCGAGCUGGAGAACUACCGCCUGUCCCUGCAGAGGGAGGAGGAGCUGGAGGAGGUGCCUGAGGAGACGCUGGCGGAGCACAACCUCAGCAGCGUGCUGGACAAGGCCAGAGAUGCCGACCAGGGCUCCAGUAGCUCAGAGUCUGACAUGGAUGAGGAGGACGAGCAGGAGGAUCAGGAUCAGGAUCAGGAUCAGGAUCAGGACCAGGACCAGGACCAGGAUCCAGACCAGGAGCAGGAUCUGGAGCAUGAUCCCACCAGUCCCUCAGAUCUCGGUGGCGUUCCUUGGAGGGAGGCGGUGGAGCUCCAUGCUAAACUUAGGGGAGACUGUGAUGAGGACGAGGAGGACGAGGCUCUGGGCGACGCAGUCAGCAGGGAUGGUGAAAUAGAUGAAGAGGAGGAUGAAGAGGAGGAUGAAGAAGAUGAGGAGUCGAGCGAAGACGGGGAUUACUGCCCCUGGGACAGAGAGCUGCAGUCUGGCCUCUGGCUGGAGAAGCACCUGAAAGACGAGGAGGAUGUUGGUACAUUUAAAGCCAGGAACCUGCUGAUCCAACAGAUCCUGCAGCCUGUGGAUCCCCAGGCCAUCCACCUGGAUUCCGAGGGAGAGAAGGACUUGACCUCCCAGCUCUCCCAGCUCUCCCAGCCCUCUGCGCUCAUUCAGCCCUCCUCCACAGCACCUGCCCACACAUCCGCCCGACACGAGGCAGUGAGAGUCUGGUUGGAGUCCAUGUCUGGAGAGCCCGGUGAGGAUGAGGAGCUGGAAGCAGAAGCAGACAGCCAGGAUGUGGAGCCCGGUACAGAGAUGGAUCAGGAGGACAUCCCUUCAGAUGCAGAAGCUGAGGCUCGUUUGCACCAGUCAGAGAACGCUGAAGCACUUCCUGCAGAAGACAGGAAACCUGGAAGUGUGAGAGUGUCCUCCAGCGUUGAACCAUCAGGCACCAGCCCACUGCAGGAAGAAGAUGUUGUCCUUUCCCCUCUCCAACUAUCACCACAGCCUGAGACACAGACUUUUCUCCUGAUGUCUCCUGGCAGCCGCUUCUUCCCAGAUCCGUUCAUACCUGAGGAAGCGACGGCUGAGAGGACAGCUCCUUCACCAGGAGCCAGGAGCCCGCUGUUCCCUUCACCUGUCGCUUCCCCUGCUGCUCCUGCCGCUGCUGCUUCUCCUGUCAGUGUCCCUGCCUCGUCGCCCCCCAGCUCUCCCACCAAAUCACCUGUCGCCUCCCUGCUCAACCCAGCAAUCAGGUCACCUGUCAGAUCCCCCGCCACAUCACCUGUCAGCUCACCGAUCUGCUCCCAGCCCACCUCCCUGCCGGAGACGUGCGCUCCUCAAUCUCCUGUCUUCCCCCACCGCUCCAUUUGCCCUCUCACGGGAAACCCCCUCUCCCCGAUCUGCGCCCAGCCGCUGCCUUGUCACGAACCGUCGUCGCCACUCGCCUCAGAUUCUCCCGUCAGAACUCAGCCUGUCCCCGGUGUCACCUCCACGCCCAUGAACAAAACUGACAAGGGCUCGCCGGAGUCCUCGAGGUCCAUGGAUUCCUCAACGGAGGAGACCCCAUCUAAAAAGACAGAUAUCAUUGAGGAGUUUUGGUUAAAGAGUGCAGAGAUAAGAAAGAGCCUCGGUCUGACUCCUCUGGAUCGCAGUAGUAAAAUCUUCGAGAACAGUGUCGUGAAUGCUCCGACAGAGGAGCCCACCCCGGUCAGGACGCAGUCUCCUGAGGCGUCUGAGGAGCAGAAGCCUGCCCCCGCUGGUCGCCCUGUCAUCCGCAGGCUCAACAUCACCCUGGAGGGUCAGGUCAUUACGCCUCUAGCUCCCGCGGAGCCCAAGAGUAAUGGCUCUGAUAAGAGGGACCUCAGCAGCAGCUCCGGAUUGGGCUUGAACGGGAGCCUCCCCACGAGCCAGACGGUGAACAGCGACAUGUCUGAUUCCGCCAUGCUCACCCCGCCCUCCAGUCCACCGCCACCUGUGCCUGCAAAUCAGUCUCCAGCCGUGCUCAGGCAGCAGAAACACCAAGUGUCCUGGAGCAACGGAAUGGAAAAGCUUCCAGCGGAGCGUGCCAAAGAGCCGGCGAAGACCAAGACUCCUGUUCCUGCGCCGAGGACCCAGCUGAGCCCCGUGCCUGUGCCCAAGCCUGCGCCCAGGAGACUGUCAUCGCUCCAGGCAGAUCCAGAGCCAGCUCCUCCGGUGGUUGUUGUUAUGAGAGAAAAGAAGAAGCCCCGACCGGUGGAGGCGAGGAAGUCCUUUGUGGAGACGGUGGCGGAGAUUCCGUUUGCCGACGACGUGGAGGACACGUAUGACGAGCGCACGCCAGAAACGAGCAUGGACAGGUAUUACACUCCGCCCACCAGCAAGCCCAGCAGAGAUAAACCUCCUCUGCAUCUGGCUCUAGCGAUGGAAAACGGUAAACCUAACAUCCCGGGAGCUCCUAAGACACAGAGGGCAACCCGAUUCUCUCCAGAGGCCAAGGAGAUCGCCGAGGAGAGAAUCCGAGCCAGAGAAAAGUCUAUAAAGAGCCAAGUGCUGAAAGACGCCAUGGCCAAGCAGCUGAACAAAAUGAAAGAGUCCGACGUUGACAGGGGAGCCCAGCCUAAAGUGGCCUGGAGCGUGACCCCAGACGUCGUGGGGAAAAGUAAAAAAUCUGCCUUGUCGCCGAGGACAUCGGCCGUGAAAUCUCUGGAGUCCAAGAAGGCCGAGACUCUGCCGGAGCGUUUCUUCAGCAGCAACAAGAGCCUGGACAGCUCGGCGGCUUCGUCCGACGGCUCCGCCACGAGCAAGAGCAAGAAGCGCAGCUCCCUCUUCUCGCCGCGCAAGAACAAGAAGGAGAAAAAGCCCAAGAACGACAGCAGCAGGCUCUCGACCCCCGAUGAGACGCCGCCCAAACACAAGUCGCUGUGGAAGGCCGUGUUCUCGGGGAUCAAGAAGGACAAGAAGAAGAAGGAUGACAAGUCGUGUCCGAGCACGCCGUCGUCCAGCUCCACCACGCAGGACUCUGGGAAGAAGAGAAGUUCAUCUCCGGGCAGAUCAUCCGACUUGAAAACUCGCAGGAACUUGAGCUUCUCCGAGGACUCGGACCUCUCCUGUGACGACGUCCUGGAGAGAUCCUCCCAGAAGUCAAAGGCGGAUCGGCAUAUGGACAUCUUUGACCUAGUGUCAGACAUUCACAAGGAGGCGAUAAAGGAGGAGAAACUGGAGAAGGAGAGGAGGAGGGAGUUUAAGGAGAAAAAGAGGGUGACAGAGAGGCAUAAGGAGAGAGAGCGGGAAAAAGAGGUUGAACUGGAAAAGGACAAAGACGACGAGGAGUCUGUUUAUGUUCCUCACGCGCUGGCGUUCAAGAGAUCGUACGCCACAAAGAAAACCUACACGGAGGAAGAGCUGAACGCCAAGCUGACGCGGAGAGUCCAGAAAGCUGCGCGGCGACAAGCCAAGCAGGAGGAGCUCAAGCGGCUGCACAGAGCCCAGAUUAUCCAGAGGCAGUUGGAGCAGGUGGAGGAGAAGCAGAGGCAGCUGGAGGAGAGGGGCGUCGCUGUGGAGAAAGCUCUGAGAGGAGAAGCAGGAUUGUAUAAAGGUACUUAUACGUUACCCAAACAGCACAAAAGAAGAUCAGACUAUUGGGGAGAUUCUAAUUACAGUGAAAUCCUGGACUUGCAUCUGGGCGGCAUGGGCAAGAAGGACGAUCCCAAACUAAUGCAGGAGUGGUUCAAGCUGGUGCAGGAGAAAAACGCCCUCGUCCGCUAUGAGUCCGAACUCAUGAUAUUUGCCAGAGAGCUGGAGCUGGAGGAUCGACAGAGCCGACUGCAGCAAGAACUCAGGGAGCGGAUGGCUGUGGAAGACCACCUGAAGACAGAAAAGGAGCUCGCUCAGGAGAGGCAGAUCCUGAACGAGAUGCUGGAGGUGGUGGAGCAGCGCGACGCCCUGGUGGCCCUCCUGGAGGAGCAGAGGCUUCGGGAGAAAGAAGAAGACAAGGACCUGGAGUCUGUCAUGCUCUCCAAGGGCUUCAACCUCAACUGGGCCUGAGGACAGUGGCAUAACCCGCUCAUCGGGGUUCGGGGAAAGAACGAUUGGCGUUCUCAGCCUCGCACGCAUCGUCUUUGAUCACGUCUGCCUAAAAUCAAGACACGGGCAGUUGGUGUCAAACUGUCACACCUGCAGCAGUGAAUGUGUAAAGAUUAUACCCGACACAACACACAGGAACACUAUGGCUGCCGCUGACAUGAAGCAUUCUGUCACGUUUACAUAUCCACCGCCCAGAGGCAGCCCCGGUUAUUCACUCUGCAGUUUUUGCUUGCGCUCUCGCCCUCUGUAAGGGGGAGAGGCAAGUUCUUUUUCUCCACAACUUUAUCAUCACAGCCUUGAAGUGGAUCCUCUCAUGCGUAGAGGGGGGGGGUGCUUUGGGAGAAUGUUUAAAGACUUGUUUCAUUCUCGAUUAUCUAAAGGGAAGAGUGCAGUUUGGUCCUGCUGAUGUUAAAGGAACUGUAAAGAGUUGUGUUUUCUGUGUACAGCCGUGUAGCGCAAGUCACGCCUUCAGCAGAUGAAGGUGUUCUCAGCUCUCGCUGCAGACGCGCGUGUGUGUCUGUGUGUGUCUGUGUGCGUGUGUGUGUAAAUGCUCAGUCUGACUGUCGGAAAGACCUCCUCUGCUGAAGCUGCCUUUCCAUCCCGUGACAAACUGACUUCUGCUUCCUAAUGAACCACAGACUCCAUGUUUCUCUUUUCUUCAGCCCACAGCGUUUAGUGAGUCGACACAAAGAGCCAAUUCAACAUGGUCAUGUUUUUAUAUAUUUAUGAAUUUUGUGUUUGUUUUGCUUUUAACAGAAAAGGAUUCUUUCUUUCUUUUUUUUAAAUGUACAUUAACAGGAGAGUGCCCAGAAUUGCAUUACCUUGCACUUGUGCACGACUCCCAGGCCCCCCCCGUCAGCCACUGCAUGUCAGGAAUGAAGGUUGUAGGAACAUAGAGGAGCCUCACAACGUCUCUUAUAGCUACACACACACAACACGGACUUGUAACAUUCAAGCACGACAUGUGCCUGGACUGUGACGGGCCUCUCUGUGAGAAGCCGUUCACUGUGCAUCACACCGAUCCGUUAACGUUUACAAACACUCAUCCAUGUUCGUCUUUGGGGGAUUUUUUUAUGUUUUCUGCUUUAGGCAAACUUAAAGAUUCAACUUGUAAAGAAGAAAACUGUCUUCAGGUUGAAAUGUGUUUCUCCCACGUGUUCUCACUGUGAGGUCGUCGUUCAUGAAUCUGAUUUCACUUUUAUUUAAUGGGAGAUUAUUGUAGCUCACGUUACUCACUUUGUGCCACAGGACUGUCUCUGUUGUUUGAAUCUGCAACAUCAACACAACAGCAGCGUACACACACACACACACACCCACACAGACACACCCACACCCACUAGACAACACUUGGAUCACUAUAUUGCAGUGUUAAUCCUUUACCCUUGAACAAGAUGCCUUUUCUUUUUUUUUUCCUUAUCAUUCUCUAUAUUUAAUUUAUGUUUUAUUAUUUUCAGAGUUAUUUUUGAGGUAGUCACAUCGGUGCAUCCCACUGGAACUCGAGAUUUUUUUUGUUUUUUUAAACUUCUUUUCAGAAACUUUUAUUACAGCAGCAGGACCCCGAGCAAAAAAAUAAGAGGAUUUGAAAUGGGCCGCUGAAGAGAUGCAGAGAGCUUUAUGAGCGCCUGGCAUCAGACAGGAGCAUUAUGGUUUAUCUGGAGGGCAGUCAAACUAACAGCCUUGUCGACAACUGUAAAGAAAUCCAGGUGGUCACUGUUUUACAGCACAGAAACACUAGAGGCUCUAUUUAUGACUGGCUAUGAGCUGUAAAUACAAAGUGUUACAUAAUUUUAAGGGUUUCUCUUGUUUAAGACGGUGUGUGACGAGUUUGAACUUGAUUGUAUUGAUAUUUAUUAACAUGUGUGCAAACUGUAUAGUAUGUAAAGAAAAUGAAUCCUAAUUUUUAAAAAACUGUUCCGCAGACACACGACUCAUAAUGUAAAUGCUUCAUGUAGCUAUAAUGCAUAGGGGUGUUGGAUGUAUGCUGAGAACGGCAAUAAAACAAUGCAGUUGUUCUUUUA